Lycium barbarum (goji berry) is the source of this 1526-nucleotide messenger RNA. Its product is annotated as agamous-like MADS-box protein AGL17. The transcript has a single exon. Gene Ontology annotation, molecular function: RNA polymerase II cis-regulatory region sequence-specific DNA binding; protein dimerization activity; DNA-binding transcription factor activity, RNA polymerase II-specific. Bases 393 to 1403 code for a protein of 336 amino acids. The record is from RefSeq and is a predicted model, not a curated record. Lineage: Eukaryota; Viridiplantae; Streptophyta; Magnoliopsida; Solanales; Solanaceae. Gene Ontology annotation, biological process: regulation of transcription by RNA polymerase II.
UUGAAUAAGAAUUCUCAGCAGGUGAGGAGAAAAUUUUUCUCUCUACGAUCUAUCAUCAAUAUGAGAAAAUUCAAUGUUACCCCAAAAAUUAGCGGUCAAAUCUAAAAUUCAACAUAAGCAAUGCAUAAUGUAUGAUAUCGGGAAUUCUAUCUCGUUUGCCUUCGUGGGCUUUCUUUUUCUUUUUCUUUUGUUUGUUCUUUUUUUCUUUCUCUUUCUUUUUCCCUUUCACUCUUUUUUCUCUUCUUGUUUUUCUAGCCGUUAGGAUACUUCGUAGUCUGACUCCUUAGAGAAUUAAAAGGAACUAAAUUGUUUAGCAUAAUUUUCUUCUUACUAUAGUGUCUGUUUGCUUUUUUCUUCUAUUUAAUUAUAUGUAAAUUCUUUGAACAGGCAAAAUGGGAAGAUCAAAAAUCAACAUGGAACGUAUUCAAGAUCACAAGAAUAGGAAGUCCACCUUCCUGAAACGGAAGGCUGGAUUAAUCAAAAAAAUCUCAGAGCUCUCAAUACUUUGUGACAUCAAAGCAUGCAUGAUUAUAUAUGACUCCCACCAAGGAAAUAAUCAAGUUAUUUCUCAACAUGAUGAAAUCUGGCCAAAUGAUCCAAAUGAAGUUCAAGAGCUAAUAAAUCUCUACAAAAACCAACCACUCGAAAGCCGGAGCAAAAGGGCUAAGAGCUUGUCCAGCUUCUUUGAAAACCAAAAAAGAAAGGCUGAGAUUCAAAUGGGAAAAUUGAAGAAAAAGAUCAAAGCAGAAAAGUAUCCCAACUGGGAUUCAAGAUUUGACUAUUUAUCUAAAGAAGAGCUAAGAAAUCUUGUUGGAGUUCUUGAGGAAAAGAUCAAUACUGCAAAGCGAAAAUCCGAAUUCUUGAAGAGCAUGAAUCUUCAAGUUUCAAUUGGAAGUUAUCUGUCUCAUCAAGAAAUAUGGGACUACCCUGAGCUCAUGAACGACAGCAUGAACCAUUCAGUUGGAAGUUCUCUUUCUCAUCAAGAAAUAUGGGACUACCCUGAGCUCAUGAACGACAACAUGAACCAUUCAAUUGGAAGUUCUGUUUCACAUCAAGAAAUAUGGGACUACCCUGAGCUCAUGAACAACAACUUGAACCAAAGUACCCCGUGGCCUGUUUCUUAUGUGAAUCCUUUUAUCGAUAUUAGUAACAACUUCUUUCAAGAAUUCACAAGUGAUUUUCAAGUAAAUAUUCCAAGUGGUGUGAAUCCAAGGGGAGCGGGGAUGGAUAAUAGGCUUCGUACUGUAGAUGAUUAUCAAUUUGGCAAUGCAGAUUCUAUGAAGACUGAGGCAAAAAAUUGGUUGGCGAAUAAUGGAAUUGGUUCAAGUUCAACAAUGCAGCCUAUGCCUAUGGACCCUUUCAUAUACAGUGGCUCUACUCAUAUGCCUUAUGGAUUCCAGUAGUUUUGAUUUUGAUCAUUAUACGACGAACACAUUUUGCGUGUAAUUAAUUAGUAUAGUUCCUCCUUUGUUUGCUUUAGAAGCAGUUGGAGCAAACAAAUUAGGAACUUCUUCUGUUAUAUUAAA